AUGGGAAUUCUCUCCUGGUUUCUCCCUAAUGGGAGGGUAUCGUUCCAUCAUGCCGGGAAAUCUGUCAUCUUAAAGCGGAAACCACAGAAGAAAGGCCCCGGAGUGGACGAGUCGAAAUACAUCUCCCUUGCUGACCUCUGCAAGUCUGCAACACCCGCUGAUUGCCAGCUAAAUCCUUUCUUGUUCAAUGGGCAUCUGCAGACGGCGUGGACCCUUAUGAGAACAGAUGAUAUCCCGGUUUACUACAAGCGAUGGCGGUUUGAAGGAGACAGUCCCGACUAUCGUGGGAGCUUUGAAGUGGAUUUUGUUGUUCCGCCUUACGACGUCAAUAAGACAAGCAAUUCCCUUACUUCUGCGCAGUCAGAUAAUGGCACGUUUGAAUCUUCUACUCCACCAGACUCAACACACCCAUCUCCCCGCACAAGCUUCUUUACAAAGGAAGAAUUCUCAGCCCUCCCGUCUGAUGAUAAGAAGCCCAUGCUUGUUGUCUUACAUGGCUUGUCCGGUGGAUCGCACGAACCAUACCUACGAAAUAUAGUCGAUCCGCUCCACAAGCAAGGCUGGGAAGUAUGUGUUGUUAACUUCCGAGGAUGUGCAAAUUCAAAGGUUACAAGUUCGAUAUUAUACAAUGCGCGCGCAACUUGGGAUGUCCGACAGACCGUACGUUGGUUACGGAAGAACUUUCCUUCCCGCCCUUUAUUUGGAAUUGGAUUCUCACUGGGCGCAAAUAUCCUGACAAACCUCACUGGCAUUGCAAAGGACCUGGGUGGGAUUGCAGAUAUAUUCUAA
Molecule: messenger RNA, 789 nt
Organism: Trichophyton benhamiae CBS 112371
Lineage: Eukaryota; Fungi; Ascomycota; Eurotiomycetes; Onygenales; Arthrodermataceae
Exons: 2
Coding region: 1-789 (262 amino acids)
Biological process (GO): medium-chain fatty acid catabolic process; medium-chain fatty acid biosynthetic process
Molecular function (GO): acetylesterase activity; monoacylglycerol lipase activity
Source: RefSeq, a predicted model, not a curated record